AUGUGACCCCCGGUAGUCACGUGGUUCCUGUGACAUCACGGGUCAGGUAGCUGCAUGGGAGCUAGCUGCUGGGGUGACUGGAGUGACUGUGGGGAGGCAGGGGGGUCACACUCCGGGCAGUGCUCACUCAGCUGGGAACAUAGGCUGUAUGGAAAUUGCGGUUUAAAAUCUGAAUGACUGACUGAGCAUUACGGUAAUUGGGGAGAUAAAGGUUAGAUAUUUACAUUAUCAGGGUGUCAUUCACAGCCCCAGUAUGAGCAAUCCCAGUACAAAGUACAUUAUAAACCUCUAUUUUGGGAUCAUUGCAGAAGGAAUCAUGUACAAAAUACACUUAGUAAACUUAAAUACAUUGGGUUAUGUUUAUUUGGGGGGGAAAUAAUAUUAUUGCACUUUAGGAACUUGCAGUUUAAAAUAAAACAUAACUUACAUUUGCUCAUUCCGAAAAGUGUCAACCUCAAAAAUAUAUGUGCUUUUUAUCUGACAGACAAUUGUAUUUUUUGUGUUCUUCAGAGUUUUUUAAUGAAAGCUAAUUUGAAUUUUUUUUUUAAAAGAAAUUAACCAUUAUUAUUAUUAUUAUAUUAUUUAUAUAGCGCCAUCAGAUUAAAUCCUCAAUAUAUUUGCUGUGUAUGUAACCUUUGUCUUUGUGUGUUCUCCUAUAUGUAAUGCACAGAUGAUGCACACCCAUGAAAAUUGAGCUUAAUUUCCCAAAUCUAACUAUUUAAAGGGAUACUCCAGGCACCAAGACCACGUCUGCCCAUUGGAGUGGUCUGGGUGCCCACUCCCACCACCCUUAAGUGUAAUUAUUGCAGUUUUUAUAAAGUGCAAUAAUUACCUUGCAGGGUUAAGUCCUCCUCUAGUGGCUGUCUAUCAGAGAGCCACUAGAGGGACUUCCGUGUUCUUAGAACACGAAAAGUGUUUUAAUUGACGCUGGACGUCCUCGCGUUAUGUGAGGACCUCCAGCGUCGCCGAAAUCCCCAUAGGAAAGCAUUGAAUAAUGAUUUCCUGUGGGGAGGUUUAAUGCGCAUGCGCGGCCAUUGCCGUCCAUGCGCAUCUGGUCUCCCCCACCGGCUGACGUCGGCUGGGGAGUAGAGUAGGCAGAGCCUUGCGCUGGACUCGGGUAAGUCAGUGAAGGGGUUUUAACCCCUUCAGCAACAUGGGAUGGGGGGUGGGAGAAAGAAAGUGCCAGGAAAACGAAUAUGUUUUCCUGGCACUGGAGAGUCUCUUUAAGUGUGUGUGUUUACAAUACUUUUGGAAUUCAAUUAUGGACACUUAUAAAAGGUUCCUUCUUUACGCAGUGCUUUUGUUAAAAGAUGCUGAAAGAAUAAAUCAAUACAUCAUAAUAUUUGUGAAUUAAAAAAAAAAAGACUGCAUUGUCUUGUGUAUUUUCAACUAAAUGUAAAGUAUGGUGAAACUUAAAUAUUCAUUUCAUGUAAUAUAUUUUGCUGCCACUUCCAAUGGCUAAUGAGAAAAGGCUUGUGCAAUACAUUGUGCCCAUGACAUCUCCUUGGGCAUAUGCAAAAUGAUCCAAGAUAUUCAAGACUCCUGUUUUAUACUGUUUAGCUUGCAUGAGAGUACAGAAAGUUUUGUGUUCCUGGUAGGAUCAUCUGCCAGGAGCUGGAAGAAGGGAGAACUUCCCAUUCUACCUCCAUGCAUCAUCAUCCAUUUGGAGGUCUUUGUAUAAAGAUGCAUACAAGUGACUGAUCUGCUGUAACCAACUUAAUUUCACUGAAUGAACUGACAGUGGGCGCAGCAAUAUUGUAUAAUUACUUUCAUACACAUCUAGUUACCUGUCUGAUGAUUCCUGUAUCUGAAUGUUGCGUCUGCUGAGAAUUGAUUGCAGACUGAUUUUGAUUGGCAUCUAUUUGGCAAAUUGUGGGUGAACUUUGCCAUAACGUUGUUUAAUUAUCACUGCAGUAGAAUCCUUUGUGGAUCACAUUGGGCCUGUUGAUGCCUCCUGGACUCUCCUGCAAUCUUGCUUUAAGGGUUAACGGUAUCAGUCACUAACCCGUAGACUGCUAAAUGUAAUGUCUAUAACAGCUAGUCUAUCUCUGUGAUCUUACCAAAAAUGUCUCUUUAAAUAUAAAACAGAAUGUUUGCGAAAUGUUUAGUUUUUGUUCUUCGUGUGAUUUCUAGGAAUCGCUGAGCUGUGCAGUCUGAGCUUGAUAAUUAAUCAGCUCCCUGUUUAUUUACUGCACUAAAAAUGGCAGGUGCUGCUGUUUAUUAAUCAUACAAAGACACAAACAAGGCCGGCUUCACCUCCAUAAUUAAUAGAGCAGGAUCCUUCUCUUUAUGUUGCUAAUAAAGAGGAGUGGGAACUGUUAGCAACUAUCAUGUUUUGUAAACGCAGCAGAGACGUUUAAUGAGCAGUAAAGGAUGUCUUGGUAUGAUAUUACAACUUUAAGAUAAACGCCUUUCCAUCACCAUUUCAGUAGCAUAACCACUAAAGCGGAAGUUCUAAAUUGCAAACUGUCCAGCGCAGGAUGACCUGGGUGUCUUAAAGCAGCACUGUCACUCUGUCUUUUUCCCAAUUGCUUCCUUUCUUUUUUCUACUCUCUUCCAUUCCCUUGUUUUUUUUGUUUUUUGUUUUUUUAAUCUAUUAAAUCUAACUAUUUUAUCUUAUGUAUUUUUCCUACUCUUGACAUUCAUAGACACUGGGAAGAGCUACCACUGCCUAGAAGUGUCAGUCCCCCAGCCGUCACCAGUGACGACUUCAGGGAAUUGGCUCUGUGUAUGGAGGAUAAUGUGGUCUCACAGGAUCCUUCAUAGACCUCAGUGCUAUACUACAGCAGUGACGUUGGCUGCUUGUGCUUCCUGAAGAGAACGGUGCAGAUCAGGUUCAGGUAAGUAGAACUCAUCUUUCCCUGCCACCGGACUCUGUGUCCGUGUCAUUGUAGAGUGCUAAGUAUAUAUGUAUAUAUUUUUUUGAUGCUGAAACAAAAUUAUACUGAACUGCCUUUGCACGUAACAUCAAAUUUGCCAAACAAAUAAGAUUCUGUUUUUCAAACAACAGUUAAAACAAAAAAAAACAAACAAAACCAAAACACAUUAAAACAAAUAGAGUGUAAAUCACAAGUGUUACUAAGACCGUAUAAUUCUGGGUAAUUUUAUUAGUAUAAAAUGUGCUUAUGAAGUUCCCUGCUCCUGAUGCAGUGCAUGGGCUACACACUGUCUCUAUUUAUAGGUAUGCUGGUAGCGAAGACCGUCCAUGAGAUCUUUCUACGAAUUCUCCACUUCCCAGCAGGACUGAGAGGGCAUCCCCGUCCCAAGGCUUCUGAGGUCCUGACACAACAUCUUCUACAGCGAAACCUACCGCACUGGACUUCAUACUGCGUGAAGUACAGUGCCGUCACAAACGACCAGUUUGCGCUGUCCAACUUCAACUGGGAAGUACAAGGCACAAAUUACCAUGUCCUACGAACAGGCUGCUUCCCAUUUAUUAAAUAUCACUGCUCCCGUGCUGCCCCCCAGGACCUGCAGCUCCACAACCACCUCUUCACUGCACUGAAAGCCAUAAAUCUAGGUAAGUGAUGGAGAGAUACUGUAAUUACACCCCACACACUCCAUCCUGCCUCCCACCCAAGGCUUAUUAAAUAUUUAGCUUUAUAAAGGCCAUCAAUUGUCUUUUCAAACAGAAUAUGUGGAGCGUGGCUUCCUGUGGCUGCUUAUCCAUAUGGCUGGGAUUAAUUACUUUGCUUUAUUAUCGCAGCUUAUUAAAAUCUCCCUUGCUGCCGUUGGUUAGAACAGCCCAUUAUGUUAGCGGGUUAUUAUGGGUUUCAUAUUAAUCGCAUUAUUAUCUCUCUGGCUGCCUUUCAUUAGUAAAGCUGUGGAGAUGCUCCUAACAUAAAUAAAUAAAAUAAACUUAUCCUUUUACUGCUAGCACAAUAGUGAAAGUCAGAACUGGCAAUAUGUGAAAGCAAGACUAAUGCGAGGAGAGGGAGGGGGAUGCUCCAUCGGACCUUGUUUUGACCUAUUGUCUGUGCCCUCUGCAGGAAUUCCAACACUCAUGUACGGCUUGGGAUCUUGGCUCUUCGCCCGGGUUACUGAGACUGUCCCUACCAGCUGUGGGCCUGUGACAAUCUACUUCCUCAUCAAGGAGGAUGAAGGGGCGAUGUUUUGAGAAGCACUAUUUUCUUUUUUUUACAUAGGUGACCCUUUUAUUUUCUGGACUUUUACUUCCUAGGUCAUCAAUUAUUCCUCUCCAUCAAGUUUCACCAUCUCCCUGACUGUCUCAUCAUCUACAGAUCCUUCUCAUAUUAUCUCCACCAAUUCACUGACAUCUAACCUUGUCACAGUCUCCUGCUGUGUAGCUCAAUCCUCGAAAUGAGUUAUUGCAUUAGUGGUCCAUUUAUUUAUGAUUAUAUUAUUUGGGUUGAGACUUUAUUUAUGAUCCCAUUCUGCAGUAUUGUUCGGACCAAUAUAAAUAAAGCAAAAAUAUGAACCUAGAUUCUAAAGCAUCGCUGUCCUUCUUCAAUACUGUGUCACAAUGUGACAGUGUACAAAACCAGAAAAAAAAGUUUCAAAAUCGAAAGAGG
Molecule: messenger RNA, 4532 nt
Organism: Pelobates cultripes (western spadefoot toad)
Lineage: Eukaryota; Metazoa; Chordata; Amphibia; Anura; Pelobatidae
Source: the annotation of a GenBank genome assembly